AUGUCAUCAUCAUCAGAUCGCGAACCACUCCUUCCUACGCAUUCAAGACCUCAUGUGAAUCAUUCAUCUUCAUCUAAAUUAUCGACCAAUCGAAUAUCAUUCCCGUCCUCGUCCACUUCAGCACUAGGAGCACCCGAUGAUGAUCAGACAUUAGUAUCUUCUCCUCAAGGUAAAAGUAGACCAUGGGAUAACAGCCCGCUGACAGCUGGAGGAGAGAGGAAACCUGGUUUACCCAAACUGUCGAGGGAAUGCUUGGUGAGCGAGAUAAAAUGCUAUGGCUCAUACAUGUUACCCCCUCUUCUCAUUUUUGGUGUACUAGUCAUUGGUGUCAGUCUAGCUAUAGUCGGUUGGAAGAGCGGUUGGUUCCAUAAGUGA
Kwoniella shivajii is the source of this 375-nucleotide messenger RNA. RefSeq lists its product as uncharacterized. Lineage: Eukaryota; Fungi; Basidiomycota; Tremellomycetes; Tremellales; Cryptococcaceae. The transcript has 2 exons. The record is from RefSeq and is a predicted model, not a curated record. The coding region runs from base 1 to 375 and encodes 124 amino acids.